GCUGUAUCAUGACAGGACUGAGUCUAAUUAUACACCCAUAGCGAGAGAGGGGGGUCAAAAAGGGCGAGUGUGUGUGUGUGAAGAGAGAGAGAGUGAACGAGAGAGUGCUUAAAGUGGGUGAGAGAGGGAAAAGCCAGAAGACUAGAUAGACUAGCUGAAGAGAAGAUUGAAAAAGAGACAGAAACUACUGAGCAUCAUUCAGUGUGUGUCACUCCAGAAAAACCCACCCAGAGAGGUUAAUGAACGUGUUUCUGAACGUGGCCGUGUUUGACAAGUGGUGUGCGUGAUGUUGUUCAGCAGAAGAACGUGUGUCUCUCCUAGCCCCACAGUCUCCCCAGCUGCCCAUGUAACCUAGUCUGGCCAAUCAGGCCCGGGGGACUGCCCCAUGAAUCCAAGCCCAGAACGCAGCAAAGAGUGUCUUCCCCCCAAGAAGCGAGAGUCCCGACAGGGCUUGUCUGAUCAGCCGGCCCCAGAGAAUGACUUCAAACCCCCUGCCCCUCUCCGAAGCCGAAGGCCUCGUCGCUCCACCGAGGGUCACAGGGAAAGUGCUGAUCUCCAGCCACCUCCUCUGCCUCCCCUUCCACCGUCGUUGCCUUGGCAGGUGUCCUAUGCCCCCUCCAUGCACCACUCAUACCUGCCGAUCCAAGUGGGUGAGAGGCGAGGGUCGCUCUCUGUAUCCUGGAGAGAUACGAUGUGUGGACAGGGAAUGGAGCGAGGAUUGGAUCACCCUGUUUCUCACCAUUCCCGCUGGCUCCGUGGUGAUGUCCCUACACUAAACUUGCAGCCAUAUUUCUCAGUGCCCACGUUCAAGAACGUCUACAUGAGUGAGUCCGCGGAGAUGUGGCCCUACAGCCACAAUCGACGAGACUACAGCUUCCCCUUCUCCUCUCACCUUUAUCCUCGGCCAACAGUCUAUCCCCACGACACCCUCCCUGAAAGCGGGCCUAGGUACCACAGUAGAAGGCCCAAUGGUGUGGAUGGCCUGGACAGUGGGUUUAGCAGAAGAGCACCCUUGUGCAAUGAUGAUGGAAACAGUAUCAUGACCAGCUUGGAUGGCUCCAGUGAUAAUGCCAGGAGAAGACAAGAGGACAUGUCUAGACAGAGCACUGGGAAAGGCAUCCAGGUGCAAGAGAGCAUGAGUGCACAUUCCUCAUCACGAGACAGGGACCCUCGGAGAACACAGAAAGCUGAGGUGCCACCCUUGUCAGAUGCAAAGGCAGGAAAGACAAUCGCUUCUCAGGACUAUUACAGUGGAAGUGCCUCACAGGCUGGAGCUCAAAUCUACUAUGCCCUAGGCUCCCUCUGUCCUACUGGUCAUCAGAACCCUCAGACAUACCCACAGCUUAGCCCUUCCUUCCCUCCGAUAAAAUCUCAGCCCUCCCCACACAGCCAGCACAAAAGCCAUGGGGAUGAGACAGAAUGGGAUACCUCUGCGCGACUGUACUGUCCUGCCGUCGCUGUGCUCACUGGCCCCGACCCACCCGCCUCUGCAGUCCUACCUCAUUUUGCCAAAGGUUCCCUUAUUGAACUUGCCGGUGGCCGUCUCAAGAGGGUGGAGGAGUUAAAGACAGAGGAUUUCUUGCGCAGUGCUGACACCUUGCCUGAGUUUCACCUGAGCACCUGCACUAUUCUGUUAAUUUCACCUGGACCCACCCACGGCUUCAACCACCUGAAGGUUCUGCUCACAGACCGCAACACUCAGGAGCUACUCACAGUCUUAGCUGAAUAUCCAUUUUUUGUACGGGAUCAUGGCUGGUCUUCAUGCAGUCCUCAGCGAAGCGCCCAGCUGUACGGCCUGCCGUGCCGUCCGCUCAGCACAGGUGACGUGUGUCUGGCACUGACUCCAACACCCACUCCGCAGUUUGCGCACUUCGGCAGCCAGGUGCAGCGUUUGGAAGUCGGGGUGCUUCCUUGCACAGAAACAGCAGAGAGGAUGCCCCCUCCCCUGGCACCUCCCCCUCUCCCUGUGACCCUGACUUCUCCCCCUGCUCUGCCGAGAGAGCGGCUCGGAACGCGCAAAAGACGCUGGUCUGCUCCUGAGCUCCAGUCAGGGAGCGAAACUAGCCCCAGUUUACCUCAUGGUUGUAAGCAGGAAAGAAAGCAGUAAGCAGGAGCGAGAAGGAGACGAAGAUUUGCAACUGGUUAAUUCUUUGUAACCUCACACACCCCUUGGGUAAAUAGUUCCUUAUUGUUAAACAUUCGUUAAAUGACAGGCUGGGAAAGCCCAAAUUGAGACAAUCAAGAAUCACUUAUCUGUGAUGCCACGCACCUUUUACUUAUGCUAAUCUCCAGCCUUCUUCUGCAGGGUAUGUCUUUUCAAUCAGUAUUAUGACAACAGAUAAAAGAAGAUUAUUUACGCAACGCAAUCUUGUUUCAUGUUUAUGAAUGUAUUAUUCAGUGUGGGGUCCAUAUGCUAGCUCACUUUAGCAUUAUUCUCCAGUCUUUUCUCACCGAGGGAAAAGACACUACCGACCCCACACCCCAGCUGGGAGUUCCGACCGAUGCGCCGCCCUGUGGUUGGUGUCUCGGUGUG
Molecule: messenger RNA, 2533 nt
Organism: Triplophysa dalaica
Lineage: Eukaryota; Metazoa; Chordata; Actinopteri; Cypriniformes; Nemacheilidae
Exons: 3
Coding region: 386-2107 (573 amino acids)
Biological process (GO): nervous system development; negative regulation of transcription by RNA polymerase II
Cellular component (GO): nucleus
Molecular function (GO): protein binding; RNA binding
Source: RefSeq, a predicted model, not a curated record